CACAUUUCCAUAUCCCAAUCUAAACUUUUAAUAAAAAUACUUUACAAAAUAAAAAAAAAAACACAAAUCUUUGCCUUCUGAACGCAGCCAUGGCAGCAACAACAUCUUCAAACCUCCUUCACUUCUCCAGUUCCCACUCAACUUCACGCCUAUCCCCUCUCAAAACCGCCCUCUUUUCAUGCUCCAAGAGAAAGCUUCCGGUCGCCGGUGGUGGUGCCGCCACCACCACAGGAGGAGUACGGUGCAUGGCGGUGGCAGCAGAGGCGGCGUCCGUAAAGAAGACGAGUUCUUAUCAGAUAAUGACAUUGACAACCUGGUUGUUGAAACAAGAGCAAUCUGGAAUCAUCGAUGCUGAACUUACCAUCGUCUUGUCCAGCAUUUCAAUGGCUUGUAAACAGAUCGCAUCUUUGGUGCAGCGAGCCAGCAUCUCCAACAUGACCGGAGUUCAGGGAGCUGUUAAUAUUCAGGGAGAGGAUCAGAAGAAGCUCGAUGUCAUCUCCAAUGAGGUGUUUUCGAAUUGUUUGAGAUCGAGUGGAAGAACUGGGAUCAUUGCAUCGGAGGAGGAGGAUGUGCCUGUGGCGGUGGAAGAGAGUUACUCCGGCAACUACAUUGUGGUGUUUGAUCCUCUUGAUGGAUCAUCCAACAUUGAUGCUGCUGUUUCAACUGGUUCUAUUUUCGGAAUCUACAGUCCAAACGACGAGUGUCUCCCUGAUCUUGACGAUAACUCCACGCUGGACACCGAGGAACAGAGGUGCAUCGUGAACGUAUGCCAGCCCGGAACCAACCUUCUGGCAGCCGGUUACUGCAUGUACUCAAGCUCCGUCAUCUUCGUGCUCUCCAUAGGAACCGGCGUUUAUUCAUUCACAUUAGACCCAAUGUAUGGUGAGUUUGUUCUGACUCAAGAAAAGAUCCAAAUCCCAAAAUCGGGUAAGAUUUACUCGUUUAACGAAGGAAACUAUCAACUAUGGGAUGAUAAGCUCAAGAAAUACAUGGAUGACCUAAAGGACCCUGGUCCUACCGGAAAACCUUACUCCGCUAGGUAUAUCGGUAGCUUGGUUGGUGAUUUCCAUCGGACGCUUUUGUACGGAGGAAUUUACGGGUACCCUCGGGACAAAAAGAGCAAGAACGGGAAGCUUAGACUCUUGUAUGAGUGUGCUCCGAUGAGUUACUUGGUUGAACAGGCCGGCGGAAAGGGCUCCGAUGGGCAUCAACGAGUACUUGACAUCCAGCCGACUGAGAUUCAUCAACGAGUUCCUCUAUACAUUGGAAGCGUAGACGAAGUGGAAAAAUUGGAGAAGUAUUUGGCUUAAAUAUGAAAAACUAAUACCAAAAUUUUUUAUUUUCCUUUACGUGUUUCAAACUUAUAAGAUUGCCGUUGCUUCAAGUCAAACGUUAUCGAUACAAGGAUC
Messenger RNA from Lactuca virosa, 1409 nucleotides. The record is from the annotation of a GenBank genome assembly. Lineage: Eukaryota; Viridiplantae; Streptophyta; Magnoliopsida; Asterales; Asteraceae.